Molecule: messenger RNA, 690 nt
Organism: Serendipita indica DSM 11827
Lineage: Eukaryota; Fungi; Basidiomycota; Agaricomycetes; Sebacinales; Serendipitaceae
Source: the annotation of a GenBank genome assembly
AUGGCAAAGCGGGGGGUCUUUGUCGUGAUUGAGGGACUGGAUCGCUCAGGAAAAUCGACUCAAUCUCAGCGUCUGUUUGAGCAUUUACAGGAGAAGACGGGCAAAGCCAGGCUGCUCAAGUUUCCGGAUCGAACUACAGCGAUUGGAAAGAUGAUCGACGGCUACCUUCGCUCAGAAUCUGACCUUGACGACCGUGCCAUCCAUCUCCUCUUUGCCGCCAACCGCUGGGAAUGCGCAGCGUCGAUUGAACGCGACCUCCUCGCCGGUACAUCCAUCGUUUGUGACCGUUAUGCGUUUUCUGGAAUCGCGUUCAGCGCAGCAAAGGUCGCUGUUAGCAAAAAUAGUGAAGGAAACGAGGUCCGGGAGUCGAUAUUAACGUACGAAUGGUGCAAGUCUCCGGACACUGGGCUACCCGCACCGGAUAUGGUCAUCUUCCUCGACGUGACCCCCGAAGUCGCCCGCAGUCGAGGGGGUUAUGGAGAGGAACGAUAUGAAAAGGAGGAGACACAACUCCGUGUCAAGGAGCAGUUUCGAAAGAUUGAACAGGACGUUGUCAAGAAUUUCACCGGCAUCGAGUGGUGGAACUUGGAUGCUUCGAAGAGCCUUGACGAGAUUUCGGAGAGUAUCAGGAACCUCGUGGCACUUCCCUCAGAUGGAGUGCCUGCCAACAUCAACAAGAUGUGGAUGUAA